This is a messenger RNA of Stegastes partitus (bicolor damselfish), 1485 nucleotides long. RefSeq names its product solute carrier family 2, facilitated glucose transporter member 1-like. The transcript has 10 exons. Bases 1 to 1485 code for a protein of 494 amino acids. Gene Ontology annotation, biological process: dehydroascorbic acid transport; response to insulin. The record is from RefSeq and is a predicted model, not a curated record. Lineage: Eukaryota; Metazoa; Chordata; Actinopteri; Pomacentridae. Gene Ontology annotation, molecular function: D-glucose transmembrane transporter activity. Gene Ontology annotation, cellular component: plasma membrane; basolateral plasma membrane; apical plasma membrane.
AUGGAGUGUGGCGGAGGCAAGUUGACACCCAACCUCCUGAUGGCUGUUGGGACAGCCGUGAUCGGCUCGCUCCAGUUCGGUUACAACACCGGCGUCAUCAACGCUCCUCAGACUAUCAUUGAGGAAUUCUACAACGAGACAUGGAGCCACAGGUUUUCGGAGCCCAUUCCUCAAACCACUUUAACGGCUCUGUGGUCGCUCUCCGUCGCCAUCUUUUCCGUUGGAGGAAUGUUUGGCUCGUUCUCCGUCGGCCUCUUUGUCAAUCGCUUCGGCAGGAAGAACUCCAUGCUCAUGGCCAACGUGUUGGCCUUCAUCGCUGCUAUAUUUAUGGGCUUCUCCAAGCUGGCUGCUUCCUUUGAGAUGCUCAUCGUCGGACGGUUCACCGUGGGUCUCUACUCUGGCCUCUCCACUGGCUUUGUGCCCUUGUAUGUUGAGGAAAUCUCACCCACGUCUAUCCGUGGCGCGUUAGGCACUCUGCAUCAGCUUGGUGUGGUCAUUGGCAUCCUCAUUGCACAGAUUUUUGGGAUUGAAUCCAUCAUGGGGAACGCCUCCCUGUGGCCUCUGCUGUUGGGUUUCACGGUGCUGCCAGCCGUGCUGCAGUGCGCCCUGCUGCCCUUCUGUCCCGAGAGUCCUCGAUACCUCCUCAUCAACUGCAACGAAGAGAGCAAAGCCCGCAGUGUCUUAAUGAAGCUACGGGGCACAGAUGAGGUGAGUGAGGACAUGCACGAGAUGAAGGAGGAGAGCGAGAAGAUGAUGAGGGAGAAGAAGGUGACCAUCCCUGAACUGUUUCGUUCCCCCGCCUACCGCCAGCCCAUCUUCGUGGCCAUAAUGCUGCAGCUGUCACAGCAGCUCUCUGGUAUCAAUGCUGUGUUUUACUACUCGACUGGGAUCUUUGAGCGAGCAGGUGUGUCCCAGCCUGUCUACGCUACCAUUGGUGCAGGAGUGGUCAACACGGUCUUCACAGUCGUUUCUUUGUUUGUGGUGGAGCGUAUGGGCAGGAGACCCCUUCACCUCAUUGGUUUGAUGGGAAUGGCAGUUUCAGCAAUGUUUCUGACUGUUGCCAUGGCAUUGUUGGACCAGCUCAGAUGGAUGUCCUAUGUCAGCAUUGUGGCCAUCUUCAGUUUUGUGGCCUUUUUUGAAAUCGGCCCCGGCCCCAUCCCCUGGUUCAUCGUGGCUGAGCUCUUCAGUCAGGGCCCUCGGCCCGCUGCCAUUGCAGUUGCUGGUUUCUCAAAUUGGUCUGCCAACUUUUUGGUGGGAAUGGGCUUCCAGUAUGUUGAGCUCCUCUGUGGCCCUUACGUCUUCAUCAUCUUCAUCGUCCUGCUGCUUGGCUUCUUCGUCUUCACCUACCUGAAGGUGCCAGAAACCAAAGGACGCUCCUUUGAUGAGAUUGCAGCAGGUUUCCGCCAGUCAGCUGGUGCAGGCGCUGACAAAUACUCAGCCCCCGAAGAGUUCAGCACCCUCAGGGGUGACGACCCAGACCUCUGA